AGUCAGUCGCCGUCCCUUUUGCGGGAACGUGCUCCGAAGCAGCAGCCGCCGUCUCCUCCCCUCCCCUCCCCUCCCCACCUCCUCCUCUCUCUUCCCUUACCUCAUCGAUCUCCCCUUUUUAUACCGCGUCGCCGGUCCGACGCAAAGCUUCUCCUCUUUCUGCGUCUGCCACUCGUCCCGGAGUGGAAGAUCCGCCCUUUUUAGCUGCUUCUGGUGCUGCUAGUUGUUGGUUGUUUCUGGGGAGUUGCACCACCGGCCGGGAACCGGGGAAGGCACGAGAGGGUUGGUGGGUUUGCGCGCGGUGGCGCUGGCGUCGUGAUGGACUCCGGCAACAGCGGGAGCCUCCAGUCGUCUAGCGGCGGCGACGACGAGUUCGACUCGCGGGGUGGAGGGGGCGUCGACUCCUCCCCGCUCUCCGCACUGCUCCGACCGUCGCCGUCCCCCUCCGCCGCCGCGUUCUCGCUCCACGGCUCCUACUUCGGCCUCCAAGAGUUCACGUCCGCGCCGCCUCCGCAGCAGCCGCAGGCCGGUACCUGGUCAUCGGCCUCGUUCCCCGGCGCCUCCUCUUUGUCCCCGCGCGUCGCGCAACCGGACUCGGGCGCGGGCGCGCGCCAGCAGCAGGCUGCUGACACGACCGUGGCGGCGGCGCAAGGGCAAGGGGCGGCGAUGGGCGGCGCGCCGGCGCCGGCAGCGCAGCAGCCACCGAGGGGGUCGAGGAAGCGGACGCGCGCGUCGCGGCGGGCGCCCACGACGGUGCUCACCACCGACACCUCCAACUUCCGCGCCAUGGUGCAGGAGUUCACGGGCAUCCCGUCCCCGCCCUUCGGCGCCGCGGGCGUCGGGGUCGGGGUCGGUGGCCCCGCCGCGUCGCUUCGGACCCGGUUCGACCACAUCUUCCCCCCGCCGUCGUCCUCCCUGCGCUCCGCCGCCGCGGAUGCCGCCACGGCGUCGCUGCCGCCGUACCUCCUCCGGCCCUUCCCACACAAGCUCCCGACGACCGUGCCCUCCUCCAGUUUCCCGCCCUUCACGACGACGUCGUCGUCGUCGUCAUCGUCCACGCCGUCCUCAUCCAACAUCGGCGUCGCCAAUGCCAAUGCCGCGACGGGCACGGCCGCCACCGCAGCAGCAGCAGCAGCACCCUCCAACCCGGUCGCGGCAGCCGGAGCGGCGGGCGACACCUUCCAGCAGCUGACGUCCUCGGCGCUUCUCCGGCUGCAGCAGGACCCCAGCAGCUACCUCUCCUUCCAGAACCUCCUCGACUCGCAGCCGUCGUCGCAGUCCAUUUUCGGCGCGGCGGCGGGCGGGUUUGGGCAGGCCUCGUCGAGGCUGCACGAUCCGGCGCCGUCGCCAUCGGAUUUCCUGGCCAGCGUCGGCGGCCUCACUCACGGCGGGCUCUUGGCGAGCUCCGAGGGCCUGCACUUGCACCAUUCAUCAAGGAGCGACGACGUCCACGGGCACGGCCACGGCGGCGACGAGCUGUCGGGCGUGGUGGCGGCCGGCGCUUCGGGCGGCGGCAGCUGCAAGCUGAACUACUCCUCCCACGCCGGCGGCGCGGGCACCUCGUCAUCGGGCGCGGCCAGCGCCGCCGACAAGCCACCUGACGGCGGCGGCGCUGGUGCUGCUGCCGGAAGGCCGGGACGAGGCGCGGGCCUGGAUCCGUGGAUUUGUACAUCGGAGUAGUAGUAGUAGGGAUGAUGCAUGCUGCGCGCCGCCUCGUUGGCUGUCGUCGUCCUGUUAGCUGCGUUGCGAUACGGGGGCUGCGGCGGCUACGGAGACGAAGCAAGCCACCAAAUCCGUCCGCCAUGCAUGAGCAUGACAAACAAAGGUCUGAUUAGCCUUUAUACCUUUUGUUACUACUUAGUAUUAAUCACUUCUUUGCAGAGGCAUGCAGUUAUCGUAGCCGUAGCCCCUCCCCACCUUUGUACAUUAAAAACCUCUUCAUCAUCGCAUCUUGCUUCGGCUCGAUCUCUCACUCAUUAGAUUCUUGAGUUAAUUACACACGAUUUAGACGUGCAAAUGAAAUAAUGCCUUCUUCCCCUCA
This is a messenger RNA of Sorghum bicolor (sorghum), 2041 nucleotides long. Its product is annotated as mucin-5AC. NCBI's taxonomy places the organism in Eukaryota, Viridiplantae, Streptophyta, Magnoliopsida, Poales, Poaceae. The record is from RefSeq and is a predicted model, not a curated record. The coding region runs from base 319 to 1680 and encodes 453 amino acids. The transcript has a single exon.